Molecule: messenger RNA, 873 nt
Organism: Daldinia childiae
Lineage: Eukaryota; Fungi; Ascomycota; Sordariomycetes; Xylariales; Hypoxylaceae
Product: putative oxidoreductase YusZ
Exons: 2
Coding region: 1-873 (290 amino acids)
Molecular function (GO): oxidoreductase activity
Source: RefSeq, a predicted model, not a curated record
AUGGCUAGCAACGUUUGGUUCAUCGCAGGAGCAAGCUGUGGCUUUGGCCGUGCUAUCUGCCUCGAAGCUUUGAAACGAGGUGACAAAGUAGUUGCCACGUCCCGUAAUCUAUCCAAGAUGGCAGACCUCGAGGAAGCCGGUGCCUUAGUCCUGGCUCUGGAUGUGACUUCCGAUGAUACGACUAUCCAAGCCGCGUUCCAGAAGGCCAUCGAUACCUACGGAAAGAUCACACACUGUAUCAACCCGGUAGGGUAUAUCUUAGAAGGCUCUGCUGAAGAAGCUUCGACCCAGGAAGUAUUCAAUCAGUUCAACACCAAUGUCCUCGGCGUCAUGAAAAUAACACGCCACGCGCUCUACCACAUGCGCCCUCGCCGACAAGGCGUAAUCGCCAACUUCGGCAGUCUGGUCAACUGGCAAGGCAUUCCCGGCGCAAUCUACUAUUCCUCGACCAAGUCUGCCGUGACCGGGUUCACGGAGACGAUGCACCGGGAGGUCAGCCCGUUCGGGAUUUCAGCCGUCAUCAUCGAGCCUGGAUUCUUCCGGACAGAAAUUUUCGAAGACGGCGGUAGCAAUCGUAUCCGCGUUGCGAAGCCCUUGACGGAUGAAUACAAGAACACGCCUGUGGACGAGACGCGGAACCAUUUCAAUAUCCUCCACAAGCACCAGCCCGGCGACGUUGUUAAGGGCGCCAAGGUCAUUGUUGACGUGUUGACGCAGACGGGAGUCGCAGAGGGUAAGAAGAUCCCUCCGAGACUCGUACUCGGCCGCGAUACAUUCGAAGCCAUCAAGGAUAAGAUUCACAGCAUCGAGGUAUUGAUUAAGGAGUGGGAGGAUAUCAUUGUCAGCACAGAUCACGACGAUAUCAAGAAAUGA